AUGGACAUGGUACAUCAAGGCAUGGAUGGUGAUGAACUGAUGUUGCCCAACGGUGAGCAAUAUAGCCACGCAAACCUCUUUAUCCGUCACUUAUCACGUCUUGUAAAUGAGGACGAGCUGCGAAGUAUCUUCGCCCCUUAUGGUGAGAUCCUCUCAGCGGCGGUGAUGCGUAAUAUACACACCGGUGAGAACCUCGGCACGGCCUUUGUUCGCUACGCCACAACAGAGCAGGCACGGGCCGCACUACUCGAGUGCAACGGACGGUCUGUCUGCGGCCGCACCAUUUCUGUGCAUUGGGCAAAGAAACAACACGAUGACACGCCUGUUGGUGAGGCCCGCAAGAAGAUCUUCAAACUGUUUGUGCGCAAUAUUCCACUUGAUGUGACGGUGGACGAACUCACGGCGCUCUUCCGCCAGUACGGCCCAGUGAAGGAAAUAUCAAUCCACAAAGACACCGCCGCUGUGGCGGACCGCCGGCUUGAGCGGCGCAUUGCGUUUGUGGCGUAUCUCGCCGAGGGAGCGGCGGAGCGGGCGGCGGAGUGUGUGCACAACACCCGUCCCUUUCCAAGCAGCGGCUCCAUUCCACUCAUGGUGAAACUCGCAGAAGAUUUACCCGCCCGCAGCCGCCGACGCGCAUCGUUGGAAGUCCCAACAGCAACAACGGCAACAACAGCAAGAAAGAUGACAUUUGGGGAUGUACAUGCUUCCGUGCGGCCAUGCGUGCAGACACACCCGACGGGCAUUUCACUCUGUGGUCUGCCGCCGCAGCCGGCCAGUUGCCCGACGUAUGCAGAUCCCAAUGCCGCUUCGUGGUCCUACACCCCGCCGCAUCAUAUGAAUGCAGCGCGGCCACUGCCCUACGAGAAUAUUGCCAAUCCGCGUCCAUGCCGAUAUUACCCUCCUUUUCCGCCUAUGCUGUCAAACGUGCGAGCAGAGAGACUCGCUCGUUCUUCGCUGGGACCCAUGGCCCACCAGAUGUCAGCAUGGCGUGAGUUCUCUCAACUUCCAGAGACAGUCACUAUCUACAAUCGCUCUUCAUCCGCAUAUGGAAUGGAGGUGGGUGGUGCCCCCUUUUCUCUCGCCGCCCAUCCGUCCCGUGGUGGGAUCUAUAGCAGCAAUUGUAGUUCCAUGUAUGCACAAGAGUUUGAGGAGACAUCGGAAAAAAGAAUGUUGCACCCACCCAUCUCCCACGACAGUGGCUUAAGGCAGCAACAACAAUAUCAGUAUCAGCAGCAGCAGCAGCAGCAAGAGGGAUUAACAGGACCAAAUAUAUCAAAGUGUGGGCCGCAGGGUUCCUUUUCCUCUAGUCCAGAUACCAUCAUCAGUGAAGAUGUUUCCACCGCCGGGGUCACCAACACAACACCCGAUAGUGCUUCACACAUAAGGCGGUACACCCACAAUCCAUACAAGGCCCUCCGUGAUGAGAAUCUUGAGGAUCCUGUAACUCCACUGAGCGUAGUGUAA
Messenger RNA from Trypanosoma theileri, 1464 nucleotides. Its product is annotated as putative RNA-binding protein. The transcript has a single exon. The record is from RefSeq and is a predicted model, not a curated record. Gene Ontology annotation, cellular component: ribonucleoprotein complex. Gene Ontology annotation, molecular function: RNA binding. NCBI's taxonomy places the organism in Eukaryota, Euglenozoa, Kinetoplastea, Trypanosomatida, Trypanosomatidae. The coding region runs from base 1 to 1464 and encodes 487 amino acids.